This is a messenger RNA of Malania oleifera, 1679 nucleotides long. RefSeq names its product 1-aminocyclopropane-1-carboxylate oxidase 2. The record is from RefSeq and is a predicted model, not a curated record. The transcript is spliced from 2 exons. Bases 82 to 1314 code for a protein of 410 amino acids. NCBI's taxonomy places the organism in Eukaryota, Viridiplantae, Streptophyta, Magnoliopsida, Santalales, Ximeniaceae.
ACCGAACCAUUUUCGCCUUCCCUCUCUCUCUCUCUCUCUCUGUCUCUCUCUCUCCGUCCCUCUCUGUUUCUCUCUCUCGCCAUGGCUUCCACAACCCACAGCAAUCAACAACAAACACCAAGCUCACACGGCGCCACCGCAGCUCCGCCGCCGACGCCGUCGACCCAAGCACCCAAUCAUCUGUCCACGUCAGACGACGCCGCCGCCACCGCCCUAUCGCGGCUCCUCCACCGCCUGCCACCCUCUCUCUCUUUCCCCCCAAUUCGCCUCUCAUCGACCGCCACCUGUCCCACUCUCACCUCUCUAUCGGACCAAAACGCUAAGCCGCUCCUCUCUUCCGCUUCCCAACUCGGCUUCUUCCAACUCGCCCACCACCACAUACCACCCCAACUCGCGCGCUCGGCCGAGUCCGAGUCGCUCGCCCUUUUCGACCUCCCUCCGGACCAAAAACGCCUGUACUUCCCCAAAAACUGGCCCACCGGCUUCGACGACGGCGACGAUGACGAGGGAGAGGGAGGAGUGGAAUCGUUCUGCCUCGACUCGUCCUGUUCUGAGGAGUCCGCCGAGUUGUCAUUGUCUUCCCUGCGCGAGUUCACCCGGGCGAUGGAGAAACUCGGGAUGGAGGUCGUGGAGUUGCUAUCUUGUGCGGUGGGGUUUGAGAACCCGUUUCGGGAGGAUCCGAAUCGGGUUUGCUCUCUGAUGUGGGUAUCGGAGUGUUUAUCGCCGGGUCGGUUAUAUCCGUAUGUGGUGGGUUUGCAGUACCAGAUGAGGAGCCAGAAGUAUUCGUUGCUGGGCGAUUCGGGUUGGGUGGGGGUGACGCCCCGGGUGGACUCGGUCUUGAUCACGAUCGGCGACAUCGCUCAGGUGUGGAGCAAUGGGAAGUUAAAGAAGGUAAGAGGAAGACCCAUGAUAGCAAGCCCAAGUGGUGCUGGUCAUCUUCAGGGAGACAUGCUCAACUCCAACAAUGACAACAAAAAUUCAUCACGCUGUAUCAGCAUGUCCCUGCUGCUCACUCUCCCUCUGGACGCCACCGUCCGCCCUCUCCCUCGUCCAACCAUCGGCGGUGAGCACCGCCACCUCCACCGCCAGGAUGAUGACGAUGAAGUCAAUUACCAGAAUGAUGAAGGGCAAGUUGGGGACACUACUACAGCUGCUAGCUCUACGGGUGGCGAAGAAGCUGAAGGAGAAGAGAGGAUGAUGCAGGUGGUCAACAAGUUCAACUCCUUUUCGUUGGAGGACUAUGCAUGGAGAGUGUACCACGAGCGCCUCAUCCUCAAAGACCCUCUCGACAGAUACCGCCUAAUUAACAAUUAAUCGAAUCAAUUAUAUAUCUAUGUUAGAUCCAUUAUGAAUUCAUUCAUUUUCUGUCUCUUCAUUUGUUUAUUUUCUUCAUUUCUUUGUUGCAUCACCCAUCAUGAGUUGGAUCAUUUGUGUUCACAGAACUGCCAAAAAGAGAGGGAGAGAAAAAAAAAAAAGUGCAUGUUGGGAUUAAAUGAGAAGUUGCUAGCAAAAAUACUAUUCAUUUCAUAUCGAAAGUUUUUUUUUUUAAUUUUUUUUGAAUGUUUUUAUUUUUAUAUUAAUCGAGAGUUUACUUUUUUCCCCUCGAUUUAUAUUUGUAUCCCUCAGAUUAUAAAUUGGUGGGACUUCUUGCCCUAAUCAUCUCUUCAACAUUCUCCCUA